AUGGGAAAUGCUAUUAAUAAACUGUUACAUCAUUAUAACAAUGUAGAAAAAAAAAAAAAUGAGUAUAAGUUUGGAAAGGUAUUGGGUUGUGGCUCCUUCGGAGUAGUACGAGAAUGCAUUAACAAAGAAACAAAAGAAGUAUAUGCUGUGAAAAUUAUAAAGAAAAAGAAAAAGCACAAAAAGAAUUACAACUUUGAAAAGAUGGUCAAAAAUGAAAUAAAAUAUUUAUCAGUCAUGAGUCAUGAAAAUAUUAUAAAAUUUAAAGAUUUUUUUGAAGAUAAAAAUAAAUUUUAUAUUGUAUUAGAAAAAUGUGAAGGGGGUGAAUUAUUUUAUAAAGUAGUAAAAAAUAAAUGUUUAUUGGAGAGCGAAUCGGUGCUUAUUGUCAGGCAGAUCUGUUGCGCCUUGGAAUACUUACAUUCAAAAAACAUUAUUCACAGAGACAUAAAAGCAGAAAAUUUCUUAUUUUUAAAUAAAAACACAAAGAAUAUUAAGUUAAUAGAUUUCGGAAUGGCUAAGAAGGUUAACUGUGAGUAUUUGACGGAAUUAUGUGGAUCUCCGCAUUAUAUUUCACCUGAACUGAUAAGAAAAAAGUAUACCAUAUCGUCUGACAUUUGGGCCUUGGGUGUAAUGGUUUUUUUUAUGUUGACUGGAAAAUAUCCAUUUGAAGGAAAAAACACGCCAAAUGUUGUAGACGAAAUAUUGAACAAGAAUAUAAACUGGAAGGGCAAAGAAUUUUCUUCUUUAUCAGUUGAGGCAGUAGAUUUUUUAAAAAAACUCUUGGAAAGAAAUGAAAAGAAAAGACUUACAGCUUAUCAAGCUCUUAAUCACCCUUGGAUUAAAUCGCAAGUGCAGUAA
Messenger RNA from Plasmodium malariae, 855 nucleotides. Its product is annotated as calcium-dependent protein kinase, putative. Gene Ontology annotation, molecular function: ATP binding; calmodulin binding; calcium/calmodulin-dependent protein kinase activity. Gene Ontology annotation, biological process: protein autophosphorylation; peptidyl-serine phosphorylation; intracellular signal transduction. The transcript is spliced from 9 exons. Gene Ontology annotation, cellular component: nucleus; cytoplasm. Lineage: Eukaryota; Apicomplexa; Aconoidasida; Haemosporida; Plasmodiidae. Bases 1 to 855 code for a protein of 284 amino acids. The record is from RefSeq and is a predicted model, not a curated record.